Molecule: messenger RNA, 2784 nt
Organism: Ornithodoros turicata
Lineage: Eukaryota; Metazoa; Arthropoda; Arachnida; Ixodida; Argasidae
Product: ADAMTS-like protein 5
Exons: 13
Coding region: 207-1877 (556 amino acids)
Biological process (GO): extracellular matrix organization; proteolysis
Cellular component (GO): extracellular matrix
Molecular function (GO): metalloendopeptidase activity; protein binding
Source: RefSeq, a predicted model, not a curated record
AGCGUCCGCAACGUGACUCGUUCACAGCACGGAGCCGCGCGCGAAGGGGCGUUCUCUGCUAGACUUCUUUCGCGGUAGUGGCUUCGAGUGUGACUGCGGUGAAUCACGUGCUGUUCUUCGCGGGAUGCUUUUGUGGGAUUUUUUUUAAAUUUUGUAUCGAAAGCGGCAAUAUUUGAAGUCGGUCUAGUCCUUUUUUGAACGAAUGGAUGCGACUGCGGGAAAGUAAAUCAGACAUGUGGCGUCGACUAACGUCCCUAAUGAUCUUGUCUUCCUUCGCCAUGGGGCUACUUUUUCGUCUGGGAGAAAGCACAAGCUUUGGGUAUGCUCGUUGGUCCUUGUGGAGUUCGUGGGCACCAUGCAGUCGGACCUGCGGUGGAGGAAUAUCUUCCAGGACAAGGACGUGCCAACCAGGGGGACACGAAGGCUCAAGGUGCUCCGGAAAUUUUGUGCAACACAAGCUGUGUAACAAACAGAAGUGUCCAACAGGGAGUGUCAACUCCGCGGAGGCGCAGUGUUCGCAGUACAAUAAUAAAGACGUAUUCGGGCAUAGCGUUAGGCAUUGGGUGCCUGACAACAAUCACAAGAAGAACGCGUGCGAAUUGCGAUGCCGUUCGGAAGAUUCAUCCCUGUCGUACAGCUUCGGAAAAAUGGCCAACGGGACGGCCUGUAUGGCUGAUGGUGUCUGCUUCCGAGGAAGAUGUACUAAGUUGGGCUGCGACGACAUUCUGGGUUCUCAGACGAGCAGGGACAUGUGCGCUAUCUGUGGCGGACGCAACCUAUCCUGCGUUCAAGUUCAGCAGAUGUAUUCAUCCACGAACGGUAACUUCCAUGACUAUAACCCUGUCACGGUCAUUCCAGCGGGAGCCACCAAUGUUCGCGUCCAGGAACACACCAAGAAUUUCUUAGCGCUGCUGGAACGUACACCUCUUAACCUGACAAGCGACGCACGAUUUGUGCCUCAUAUCCCAGGGGAGCUUCAACUUGGAGGCACAGUCUUCACAUACAGCAUGGCACCGGACCACAACGAAAGUUUCUCCGCUUUAGGACCAACCACAGGGCCACUCACACUCAUGACUUUUUUGACCCAAAGCGGAGGUCAAGAAAUCCUCUACGAAUACUGGAUUCCUAAGGAGCUAACCACCAAUCGUCGUGCCACACUAGGCAGGACAACCACCAAGGCUACGUCUGGAUUCAAGAAACGGCAACCGUCUUGGAGCCGAACGGAACGGUCCCAUCCCGAUGAAACCAAAGUGACUACGGACGUUCUUCGAGAUGACCCCGAAGUGACGACAGGAAGAGUGACGCUAGACAAUCGGAUUCCUCUCCCUCCACUAGGGAAAGAGAAACAAUGGCGGAAAACAAGCAAGGUUCAAACUCCCCUACUGAUGCGCACUGACAGCGCAUCCAGCGCGCUGUCACUUCCAGACAAACGUCACCGCAAGAAGCCCAAAAAGCCUCGGAAGAAACCAAGAAAACAGAGACCGGCAGGGUCCUGCCCCAGAUGUCAUCGCAUCAAGAAUCAGCUGGAGAAUUAUUGCAGCAGUGAUUUAGCGGCGCACGUCAAGAUCCUCAGCGUGGAACCAAUGGAGCGAGGCGAGGUCCGCUACGAUGUCGCUGUCCUGGAGUCCUUCCGGAACGUAUUUGCUCUUCAACAACGAGAGUUCCUGUGGUCGCCGAAUGCGACUUGUCCGUGUCCCAAACUCUCCCUCGGGGACGAGUACGUUGUUAUGGGUCACCUUCAAUCAAACUACAGGCGCAAAGAAUCUCGUCUCGUAGUGAACGACAAAAGUUUCGUUCGACGAUUCAACGACGGGCGACAGCGACAACUACGUCGAUUACGGCGACGACGUAACCAGAAGUGCAAUAGGACUUUGUGACAUUCUAUGUAACAGACAAGUCUUGGUCUUUUGAGUGGAAUGAUCGCCUUGUACCGAUAGCACUACAAGAGAUUGUUCCGCCGGACCACCGGAUUUCUAGGACCAAUCACAUACUGCUUCUAAUAUGCACCUCAAUAGUUGUCACCAAGUGCUUCAACUGUCAUUGUCGCAGACAAAUAUUGUUGCAGUACAUCGAAAUUUCUUUGUAGUGCCAUACAAGAUAUUCGCCUAACUACUACGCACAUCAUACACUCCUCAUGUAUAAACUUUCAAAAUGUGACUCAUUUGUGUCACUCCCACUGUCAGAGACAAACGCGAAGCAAGUAACUUUGCUGCAAACAUACACAUCACUUGUCUUCUACCAGACGCCCAAUGGAACUUGUUCAGAUCUUGGCGGUAUAUCAUAGUGCGUCUGACAUCACCCUUGACCGUGAGGUUGUAAAUCAAUCUGUGAUGGUUGUCAAUGCACGUUUUGCAUGACCAUACUGAGCGUUGUUAGCUUAAUCGUGAGUUGAAAGUGUGUCUUCAUACAAGGCCAGUUGUGCUCGUCGUAUAUGUGUUAUAAAUUAUAAAUUUGUGCGGGGCACAACUUCUCACGUUGAGAAAUUUGUUUUCUCUCUUUCUCCAUCUCUCUACACUCUUUUUCGUGUAGAACAUAUCGCAAAAUCGCGGGUCGUUUACUGCCAAUCGAAUAUUGCUUGUCACUGGGAACGAACAAGGUGUUCCCUCGUACCAGUUAUUAGCUGCGAGUAUUAUUUUGGGUGUUUCGUUUACCCGUGUUGCUGGCAUUGUGAAUAUCCACCGUACACGUCGGUAAUCUGCUUACUAAAACGUGCCAACAUUGAACCGCUCGUGGAAUUGAAGUUCUCAGUGUUGCUGUACGAUAAAUAAAUAAGUUAUUGAAGGA